UUUUUGGUGAGCCGCUAUAAUGGAUAUGUCCAGCACAGCCACAGCUUCAUCUUCAACUUCAACUUCCUCAAGUUCGACCAUGAGUAUGGGUGGAAGUUCAUGUCAGAUUUCGGUAUCGCAUCUUUUACGCAACAAAAAGGAAAUAUGUUAUGGAACUGGAACACGGUUGAUUCGUGCUUCAUAGCGGAAUCAUGGCACAUCACCUCAAAGGGAAUGUUUGCUGGCUCUUGUAUUGGAGUAAUUUUUCUCGUUAUCUGCCUGGAAUUUCUUCGUCGCCUUGGCAAAGAAUACGAUCGCUUUCUCUCCAGACAACAUGAGCUAGCUGUUGCAAAUACAGAAUCGGAAUCUUCUGUUGAAGCUUUUUGCCCGAAGAAUAGGCCCCUUACUUUCACACCAUCGAUACUUCAACAGUCCAUCCGUGCUCUAUUACACAUGGCUCAGUUUGCCGUGGCCUACAUCGUUAUGUUACUUGCUAUGUACUUUAAUGGCUAUAUCAUUAUUUGCAUUUUCAUUGGUGCCUACAUAGGCUCAUUCAUAUUCUCCUGGGAAUCUAUCAGUCUGAGAUCAUUGGACUUGCGGAGACCCGGUGUAUCUGACCAUUGCUUUUCGGGAGAUAGAUAUAACAAGCAGACGAGUGUCGUAAAUGAGACAACUGUUUGCUGUGGUUGA
Molecule: messenger RNA, 669 nt
Organism: Penicillium odoratum
Lineage: Eukaryota; Fungi; Ascomycota; Eurotiomycetes; Eurotiales; Aspergillaceae
Product: copper transporter family protein
Exons: 4
Biological process (GO): copper ion transmembrane transport
Cellular component (GO): membrane
Molecular function (GO): copper ion transmembrane transporter activity
Source: RefSeq, a predicted model, not a curated record